This is a messenger RNA of Cyclospora cayetanensis, 1920 nucleotides long. RefSeq lists its product as uncharacterized. The transcript is spliced from 8 exons. Lineage: Eukaryota; Apicomplexa; Conoidasida; Eucoccidiorida; Eimeriidae. Bases 1 to 1920 code for a protein of 639 amino acids. Gene Ontology annotation, biological process: transmembrane transport. Gene Ontology annotation, cellular component: membrane. Gene Ontology annotation, molecular function: transmembrane transporter activity. The record is from RefSeq and is a predicted model, not a curated record.
AUGGCCUCUGAAGAAAGGACAUUGAUUGAGCAGACAUCGAACCCACCCGCGCUCUCCGCUCGUAGCCAUAAAACCCAUGCACUUUCGUGGCUAUGGAGUCGACAGCAUCACACAACAUCACACGAAGAUGAUGAUGGAAGCAUUCCCUCGUACGUCCUGUUGCCUUUGGCUUCGGAAGUGUCAAACGUUGCAGCACCAGCUGUGCAAGCCGAGGCAGCAAGAGAAGGCGGCGACACUGCAUCCCAGCCUUGUGGAAUAUCCAUGCUUGUUACACCCCCGACCACAUUGCCCGCAGCAGUAGGAUCCUCCACAGCGGAAGUAGAAACAGCGGCAGGGGACCCACGAGCGGUAGCAGGGGCCGCACAGGCCAGCUUUCUAUCCAUAGGGUUUCCCCUUGUCGCUGACACAGCAACUCCAGAGACACGCGGGAGGUGGCUUGCUGCUUACCUCGCUGCUGCCCCCGUGGGCUUCGCUGUUGGAUCAGCAGCAGCAGCAGCAGCAGCAGCAAGCGUCGCCGGCUGGUACUCUUCAUUCGUGUUUUUGGGACUUGGAGGCGUUGUUCUUUUGCCGCUCUGCGCUGUACUGCAUCGCAGGCAGCAGCAGCAGCGGGAAAGGGUAGACGUAUUAGGGCUGGAGUUAAUAGGAACGACGACACCACUUCCAGAGAAUGACGCCGAAAGAGAAGGCCUUCAGGAGGAGGCCCCGAGCCAGGAGGGGGCUUGUCGAAUUGACAGCGAUGGGCAAGGAUUUCGAGAUCAGAUGCGAAUUUUACUGUCUUCUAUGCCUUUCGGGUGCCUGUGCUGCGCUUAUGCAAUAUACGCAGCUGUGCUGCAGGGCGCAGGAACAUUUCUCCCGUCGAUUUCUCUGGGUUUAUCAUUCUUUUCUUCUGAAUUAAGGGCAGCAUCUAUCAUUGGCACCACUGCAGCCGGUGCAGGGUUCUGCGGGACUCUAUUGGGCGGCUGGUUAGCCGAGGCACUGGAGAAAAGUGCGGUCUCCGAUUCUCUUGUGUCUCUUUGUGAGGCCGCUCGGCGCGUACCAGAACCAGCAAUAGCAGCGGGAAUAACGGAAACGACAGGAGCGUCAACCUCUGUAGCGGCACCUGGCCACUUUCCAGCAGCCACGCAAAGUACAGCCCCAAGCUCCCUCAAAGAUUCUAUUACUUUAGCCACACACUUCGCGGUAGAGCAGCAAGAACACCAGCAGCACUAUAAAGAGCAACCGGAAACGCCGCAUGACCAACCACAAGGGAGAUCGGUGGGCGUUGCUGGCAGCCAAAAAGUACUACUACUCGGUGAAAAUGGCACUGACACCGCAGAAGGACGGCAUUCAAUCCCAGACAUCUCAAAUGAAGCAAGAGUAGAACCAGCUGCUAAAGAUUGUACAAGCCUUGGGUCGCACGACGCGGACUUUGCAUUCUAUACGGAAGAGCACCGCAGGCUGCGGUGGCUCUGUAAACUCUGUGGUGGUGCGGGUAUCACCACAGCAGCAGCUCUUGUCUUUUUGGUCGCUGCUUGCUACUUCGUUUGUUUGUUCCUCGCCAUUGUUCAUUCCGUUCCUCCCCAAAGCCGCUAUUUUGCGAACGCCAUCUGCAUAUGCUGCAUGCAUGCAUUUGGGGAUGUACCAUCUCCGUUUUUCUUUGGUUGGCUGAAGGAUAUGCUUGCUCCAGCAUGCUCCCAGCUGGACCCUGAAGGAGAGGCCACUCUGGAAUGCACGAAGGAAAGUGGUGGUCUGCGUCUCACGUUGUUGUGUAUGUAUGCUCCAACGGCUCUGAUGGCUUUGUCCAUUUUUGCCGCCAGAGCAAAGGGGGAAACACUGCUACAACGAAGGCAGCGCCAGAAACAAGAAUGUCGAAACAAAUGCUUACUUUCAUCUUUGGUGCUUGGAAGGUUUCCGGUUAUGUGUGCUGUCUUUUUCAAAUGA